Molecule: messenger RNA, 2202 nt
Organism: Hyla sarda
Lineage: Eukaryota; Metazoa; Chordata; Amphibia; Anura; Hylidae
Gene: ST6GALNAC6
Product: ST6 N-acetylgalactosaminide alpha-2,6-sialyltransferase 6
Exons: 5
Coding region: 581-1483 (300 amino acids)
Biological process (GO): oligosaccharide metabolic process; ganglioside biosynthetic process
Molecular function (GO): alpha-N-acetylgalactosaminide alpha-2,6-sialyltransferase activity
Source: RefSeq, a predicted model, not a curated record
GAUUUGCUGCCUUCUGCUGCUUCCCUGUAGCAGCUGCAGAUUUUAACAAUCUGCAGAAACGGGGAGAGACCCUCGCACAGGGAAUGAGACCCUUAUACACCCAUAGGCGAUGAAGUCCCAGACUAAUUGGAAAGAGCGAUGACUGCAAUACGACAGACCGCCUGCAUUGGGGGGCUGUAAGGGACAGAGGAAGAAGGACCCUUUUAUUUCGGGAACGGGAGGCCUGACUAUAGAUAGAGAACCUCCAGGCUGUAAGAUAGAUCCUUGGUAAAGGAAGGAAGAAGAGCUCAUCCGGGUGAAGGUAACAUGUCAUCUGGGAAGACAGAAGAGAGGAUAUCCCAAAUGUAGCAGGGUUGGACCCUUAUGUUGCGUAGAGGAGGGACCCCCCCCCCCCCCCCCCCAUCUCGAAUACUUAGUGACAGUCUCUUCUAGGUAGAUGCAUCAGGAUGUGUCGUGUGUUGGGAGAAAAGGAUUGAGCCAAGAAAGAAGAGGAAUAUCGUGGUGACAACUGGCGGCACGCGUAGAUAUCCGGACAUCAAGGACCAGGCCUGGUGACCAGAGGGGACAUCUGAGUGCUCCUAUGGCCCCGGGUCGUACGGCCGCCCUGAUUCUGAUCUUCGCCCUCGUCACCUUCCUCAUAAUUCUCAGUUCCAAUAACUAUGAGGAGCCGUUCAACUACAAGGACCUGAAGAUCAAACAUCACAACCCACCCAAUAUUAGAAAAUGGGGCCUACAAGAUGGUUACAUCCCUGUAUCCGGAAACAAGACGCUUCACGCCAUUUGCAACAGUUGUGUCCUGGUCACCAGCUCGAGUCAUCUGCUGAACACCGGCCUAGGCCCUACGAUCGACCAGUCAGAGUGCAUCAUCCGCAUGAAUGAUGCCCCCACCACCGGCUACCAAAGAGAUGUCGGUAAUAAGACAACCUUCAGGGUGGUCGCACACUCCAGCGUGUACCGCGUCCUACGGCGACCUCAAGAAUUCUUGAGCCGAGCUCCAGGUCAGACUCUUAUAUUCUGGGGGCCUCCGAUCAAGAUGCAGCAGAACAGCAAAACUAACCUGUACCACAUUAUCCAGAGAGCCAGCUCAGCUUUCCCCAACGUGUCCGCUUUUGUUUUGUCUCCUCGGAACAUGGCGCGAUUCGAUGAGCUGUUUCGGGCGGAAACGGGAAGAGACAGGGAGAAGUCCCAUUCGUGGCUGAGCACCGGCUGGUUCACCAUGGUUAUUGCAGUGGAGCUGUGUAACAAAGUCCACGUAUACGGAAUGGUGCCGCCCAACUACUGCAGUAAACGGCAGCACAAGAUGCCAUAUCACUACUACGAGCCGAGGGGUUCAGACGAGUGCACCACCUACAUUCAGAACGAACGUGGCCGAAGAGGCAACCACCACCGCUUCAUCACGGAGAAACUGGUUUUCGCCCGCUGGGCCUCUGUAUAUAACAUCUCCUUCUCGCACCCUGAGUGGUUCAACGAUCCAGACAACUAAGUAGUGGUGUUUACGUCUUGUCCGUCCCUCUUCACUGGUCUCCCGGUGUACCAUGAAGUCCUCUGCAGCUUUAGAAACCGGUUCUAGAAAUUACGUAAAAGACAGUACGUGUCACCAAGUAUGACGUGUCAAUGCUGGAAACUGGGUGACUUUUGUAGGCCGGUGCAUUGGCGAACCAAAACGAUGUGUAAGCAGAGGGCUAUGGAAAACUGUGUAUGUCUGACAUGAUUGCGCCACAGAUGGUAGAUGGGUAUUGGUUGGGUUAACCUCAGUGUUAUUUUCUAUUGUAGAAUAGGGAUGACACCAGUAUGGAAGAUGCAUGGUAUCAGGUCUGACAUCUUCAUGGGUACGUGGCAAAUAAUAAGUCUGUGGUCCUCCAUUGUUUUGUCCUCUCUGACCCUUACCUUGUUGCUGACUCUCCCUGGCCGCUGUGAUUUUACAUGAUCGGAGAUGCUAGUUGCUAGUCGGCCAUGUUCUUGUGUGAAUUUUAUAGAUGUGGACAAUAACAGAACAUAAUAGCAUGGAAGGAAAGCCACAGAUGACUAUGGGGGGGCAAGAGGCCCAAGAUGGCAUUGCUUGAAUAUAAGCACUGAAGGGCAGUGCAAGGCUAAGAACAAGGGCGGGUAAUUCAUAAGACGCUCAAUGUUCACGUAGAUGGUGGUGGACACUUUGGUGAGCUUAAAUCGAUGGACCGAAAAUAAAGGGUGUACUUACCUGUU